Pelobates cultripes (western spadefoot toad) is the source of this 456-nucleotide messenger RNA. The record is from the annotation of a GenBank genome assembly. NCBI's taxonomy places the organism in Eukaryota, Metazoa, Chordata, Amphibia, Anura, Pelobatidae.
AUGGCGGCCGAAGACACCGAGAGGGCCUGCAACAAUCUAGCGCCCACUACACAAAGCGCUCACAAGCUCAAGCCAGCCCUAUACCCAAAACAACCAAAGGGAAACUCACAGCAAAGUGCCCCGACAAGACACAUACCCUCUGGGACACGAUCCGGUGCUCUGACCCCAGCUCCAAGGCGGGCCCAAAACAUGCGGAAAAGCCGGGGGCACUGCAAACCAGUACCCGCACCGCAAGGGAUCACACUGAAGGCACACAAGCGAACACCUGCAUCCCAGACAAGCCGGGGAGCAGGUCUCCCACACAAUGAGCCGCACACCACUCAUGGAAAACCACACUUUAACCAGCAUGGAAGACGCCGCAAAGCAACACAGCUUCAACACAACAGAGAACCAAGAACCCGUGUCACUCCACUACCCUGGCGUCACCUCAUCAACGGUGUACCCGAAAAUGAUUAA